AUGGAGUUCCAGGAAAAAUAUAAUGUGCCGAUAUUUACUGAAACUGACAGGGAUGUUUUUCUACGAGAAAUCUAUCCGGAGCGCAGACCUGCCCUGCUGAGAGGAGUGAAUCUGGGGGAGUGCUUGAAAAAGUGGACGGUUGAAUAUAUCAGCCAAAAAGGAGGCAAAAGGGAGGUCAAGAUCCAUGUAUCAACAGUGCCACAGAUGGAUUUUCUUCGGAAAAACUUUGUAUACAAGACUCUGCCAUUCAAUGAAUUUGUGAAAAGAGCAUCUGAAAAAAAGCACAGCAACUUUUUCCUGAGUGAGGAUGAGAGCUACUACCUUCGAUCACUGGGAGAGGACAAUCGGAAGGAACCCGCUGAUCUGAGCAAACAGUUCCCAGACUUGGCCGAUGACUUUGAUAUGCCCAGUUUCUUUGAACCGAAACAGUUUUUCUCCAGUGUCUUUCGCAUCAGCUCAUGUGGUCUGCAGCUGUGGACACACUAUGAUGUGAUGGACAAUCUGUUAGCUCAGGUGACGGGCACAAAGAGAGUGGUUCUUUACAGCCCCCAAGAUGCUUCACACCUCUACAUGUGUGGUGAUAAGUCAGAGGUCCUGGAUAUUGAUGCCCCUGAUCUGAAACAGUUUCCUGAGUUUGUGAAGGCAAGGAGAUAUGAAUGUGUGCUUGAGCCUGGUGAUCUGCUUUUUAUCCCUGCCCUGUGGUUCCACAAUACCCUUGCCCUGCAGUUUGGAGUAGGUGUUAAUGUGUUCUGGCGCCAUCUGCCUGAGGAUAGUUAUGACAAAAAGGACCCAUAUGGUAACAAAGACCCUGUGGCUGCUGCUCGAGCUCUUCAUGCUCUGGAGAGGGCUUUAAAUAUGAUUGAUGAACUUCCACCAGAAUAUAAGGAGUUCUAUGGGCAGCGGAUGAUUCAGCGCAUCCAGAAGCGGACAUGUUGUGAAAGCCUGUCAGCGCAAAACCUGCAUAAUAACUGUGACCCUACAUUACCCAGCAUCCAAUUCACUAAACCUGGAUGA
Menidia menidia (Atlantic silverside) is the source of this 1014-nucleotide messenger RNA. NCBI's taxonomy places the organism in Eukaryota, Metazoa, Chordata, Actinopteri, Atheriniformes, Atherinopsidae. The record is from the annotation of a GenBank genome assembly.